Phragmites australis (common reed) is the source of this 1480-nucleotide messenger RNA. RefSeq names its product cationic peroxidase 1-like. Gene Ontology annotation, biological process: response to oxidative stress; hydrogen peroxide catabolic process. Lineage: Eukaryota; Viridiplantae; Streptophyta; Magnoliopsida; Poales; Poaceae. The record is from RefSeq and is a predicted model, not a curated record. The transcript is spliced from 2 exons. Gene Ontology annotation, cellular component: plasmodesma; plant-type cell wall. Gene Ontology annotation, molecular function: heme binding; peroxidase activity. Bases 199 to 1239 code for a protein of 346 amino acids.
UCUGCUCGCUUUGCUUUCGCGCAAAGCUGCCGAGACGCGCGCACACUCGAUCCACUGCUGAAGCUAUAAAAGGCAGCGCUGAGCCAAACAAACACUCGCAAACGGAACCCAUCCUCCUCUCUCCCCGUUUUUCUCUGAGGAUCGCUGUUGCUCUGAGGCCCAGGUGAGAAGAGAGAGAGAGGGGAGAGACCGGUCGAGAUGAGGAGCGGGAGAGCAGGAGCAGGAGCGGGAGCGGGGCGGAGGCGAGGCGAGGCCGUGUCGGCGUGGUGGUGUGUGGCCGUGGUCCUCGGCCAUUUAGUGAGCUGCGCCAGGGCGGGGCUGCUGGAGACCAACCCGGGCCUGGCCUACAACUUCUACCAGAAGAGCUGCCCCAACGUGGACGCCAUCGUCCGCAGCGUCACCUGGGCUCAGGUCGCCGCCAACCCCGCCCUCCCCGCCCGCCUCCUCCGCCUCCACUUCCACGACUGCUUCGUCAAGGGUUGCGACGCGUCGAUCCUGCUGGACAACGCGCAGAGCGAGAAGACGGCGGCGCCCAACCUGUCCGUGGGCGGCUACGAGGUGAUCGACGCCAUCAAGGCGCAGCUGGAGCAGUCCUGCCCGGGCGUGGUCUCCUGCGCCGACAUCGUCGCGCUGGCGGCGCGCGACGCCGUGUCGUACCAGUUCAAGGCGUCGCUGUGGCAGGUGGAGACGGGGCGCCGGGACGGCACCGUGUCGCUGGCGUCCAACACGGGGGCGCUGCCGUCGCCGUUCGCGAGCUUCAACGGCCUGCUGCAGAGCUUCGCCAACCGGGGGCUCAACCUCACCGACCUCGUCGCGCUGUCCGGCGCGCACACCAUCGGCGUGGCCAGCUGCUCCAGCGUCACGCCCAGGCUGUACCAGGGGAACUCCACCAACGUGGACCCGCUGCUGGACUCGGCGUACGCCAAGACGCUCAUGUCGUCGUGCCCCAACCCCAGCUCGUCGCCGUCGUCAUCGGGCACUGUCAACCUGGACAGCACCACGCCGGUCAAGUUCGACAGCGGCUACUACACCAGCCUGCAGAAGAAGCAGGGGACGCUGGCCUCCGACGCCGCCCUGACACAGAACGCCGCGGCGGCGCAGAUGGUGGCCGACCUCACCAACCCCAUCAAGUUCUACGCCGCCUUCUCCAUGUCCAUGAAGAAGAUGGGCCGCGUCGAGGUGCUCACCGGAACCAACGGACAGAUCAGGAAGCAGUGCCGCCAAGUCAACAGCUCCUGAUCGCCUCGCCGGCGACAGAUUAUUCUUUUCUCCAUUCCUUUUAAUCUCUUGCCUAUCUUUUUGCUCUCCUUCUCUUCUCGUUUCAUCGGCGCGGAUCAAUAUAUUUGCGCGCCGUGAUUCAGGUCCCCUCGCCAAAAGAUCCAUUGGUUUGUUAAGUGUUCGAUUUGAUCGCGCAAAGCUGUAAGAACUAAGGUUGCUCUUGGCAUUGCCGCUCUUAUCUAAGAAUGCGGUUCGUCAAUUC